Messenger RNA from Lycium barbarum (goji berry), 1488 nucleotides. RefSeq names its product LRR receptor-like serine/threonine-protein kinase ERL1. The record is from RefSeq and is a predicted model, not a curated record. Lineage: Eukaryota; Viridiplantae; Streptophyta; Magnoliopsida; Solanales; Solanaceae. Gene Ontology annotation, molecular function: protein binding. The transcript has 3 exons. Bases 1 to 1488 code for a protein of 495 amino acids.
AUGCACACCAUGAAAGUGUUAGCAAUAACAUUAUGGGUUCUCUUGUUUUUUAUUUUGACAAACACCAACUUUGUCGUUUGUGUUGGGAUUUGCAGAGAAAAUGAGCAACGAGCUUUGGAGAGCUUGAAGAAAGAAGUAGACGAUCCCUCGGAUCUUCUCUCUUCUUGGGUUGUUGGAAAUAAUUGUUGUGAAUGGGAAGGGGUCGUGUGCAACAAUCUAACUCAUCAUGUGAUUGAGCUACACAUGCAUGAGCAAUUCUCCUACGAUGGAUCUAACUAUCCAAGGAUCAAUAGCCUUGAGUGGCUGCUAAGUCUUUUGAGUAUUGAGUACCUAGAGAUGUAUUCUGUGGAUCUUAGCAAAGCAACUAACUGGCUACAGGUCAUUAACAUGCUUCCUUCUCUUGUUGAUCUUAGUUUAGUUUAUUGUAAUCUUAAUCAUAUACAACCUCUACUUCAUCACAAUUUUUCUUCACUUGAAACCCUCGAUCUUUCCUGGAACAACUUUAGUUCUCCUGUUCCUGAAUGGGUUUUCAACCUCGCUAAUCUCGUUUCUCUUCAUUUGAGUGGUAGUAAUUUUAUUGGCCAGUUUUCUCAGGGUCCAGUUAACUUGACUUCUCUCACAACCUUAAAGGCUUCUGGCAACUCUUUCAAUUGUCUUUUACCCAGAUGGUUGUUUGAUCUAAGUAAUCUUGAACAUAUUGAGCUAACCCGUAGUGGUAAUGAAGGCACUAUACCGAGUAUGUGUGGAAACAUAACAAAACUUAAAUAUCUCGAUCUUUCUGAGAAUAACCUCAACUCCACUAUACCAAAUUGGCUCUAUCGAUGCAAAGGUCUAGAAUCAAUUGCUCUUGGUGAUAAUAUGCUUUCUGGAAAGUUACCAGAUGUAAUUGGAAAGUUAGGGAAAUUAGAACUUCUUGAUCUCUCAUUAAAUCUAUUUGAGGAAGAAGUAUAUGACUUAUUCAACGGUAGGAGUAAUUUUGUUUCAGCGGAAAUGGGAAAUAGUUCUUCUUUGAGUUAUUUGAGUCUCGAAAACAAUAAACUCACUGGAACUCUUCCAAAAAGUACUCUUGAACUUCCAAUGCUAAAAUACUUUUUCAUAACUAACAAUAGGUUGGAAGGUGUUGUAACAGAAAGUCAUUUCUCUAAAUUAAGACAAUUACUAGUCUUCUCUGCAUCUAGAAACAAACUGACUUUAAAACUGAUAACGAAUGUUGACAUAUUAGAUGGUGGAAUACAAGGUGAGGUUCCAACUUGGUUUUGGGACUUGUCUUCUGAAAUUGCACAUCUCAAUCUUUCUCACAAUCAAUUUGUUGGUGAGGUUCCAAUCAUCUCAGCACCUUCAAGAGGUUUAUCUAACUUCUUAUGUGAAGCAAAGAAUGGACCAUAUAGUUUGUAUUACUUAAACCUUGAGGGAAACAAAUUGUCAGAAGAAAUUCCUGAUUGUUGGAUGAAUUGGCCAGUUGUCAGUUUUAAUCUUGAGGGAGAAUAA